Daldinia caldariorum is the source of this 888-nucleotide messenger RNA. RefSeq lists its product as uncharacterized. Lineage: Eukaryota; Fungi; Ascomycota; Sordariomycetes; Xylariales; Hypoxylaceae. The record is from RefSeq and is a predicted model, not a curated record. Bases 209 to 763 code for a protein of 184 amino acids. The transcript has a single exon. Gene Ontology annotation, molecular function: protein binding.
GUCCCCAUUUUCCGUCCAUCUUUCCCCCGUCUUCAUCAAUUCCCUAGAUUAAAGAAACACUUUAAAAGCUAGCUGAUGCGAUGUCUGUUCUCAAACGGUGGCGGCACCGACCUCGCCGACCUCGCGAAGAUCUCGAAAUACCACCAAAUGGGCAGACACAGCAAUCUCCAAAGCAAUCUCCAAUAAUUCGCACUCAAAGGAGCGAACCAUGGACCCGCUACUAGCAGCGCAAGUCUACAAUGCCAAAUACAGCCGUCUCUGCAGCCUGCCGGAGGAGCUGCUGCUUGCUAUACUCCAUCAUCUCAAGGACGACCCUGUCUCUCUGUGUUGCCUCGCCCACGUCUCGAGGACACUCCGGCGUCUUGCGGCGAUGGAGAUUGGUUGGUGGACGUUCCGUAAGUUCUCCAUCAAUCAGCAGCUCCAACUUCGGCAACUCCUGCGAAAAGACAAAACGUGCGAUAUGUGCAGAGAUUGGCGCGAUUGGCGCGACGACUAUAAGCUCGAAAAUAAGUUCAACAGGCAACCCUUUCGCUACAAGUUCAGGCCUUGGGCUGGUAGGCCACGCAGAAACGGACCGUAUUGCUGCGCUCCCUGCCACACCGACCACAGCAUCGGACAACUUACUGACCGGGGCAGCCCAGGGCAGUGUAUAGGUCGCCGAGGAGGUGUGCAGUUAUGCGAGCACGUCUCGAUCUCCUGGACCACCAUCGAACGUCAUAUCCUCGAAUGGCGGAAGCGUAAGCCCUCGGGUCCGGGAUCCUAAAUCGCCAGUUUUAACAUCUCAUGUGAUCAUCGGAGCCACGAUAUGCGCUGCACGAGGCUUUCACCCCCAACCCAGCCCAGUGCCCAUCUUCUAAUCUUGUCGCGUAAUAUGAUAUACCUCGUUUU